AGUGACGCUGUUAGCUAGUGGCUACAGUAACCAUUGGGUCUUUAUGUUGCUCCAAUUUCUAGUUUAUAUUUACUUUAAUAAAGGUCGAGCGAAUAAAAACACGAGUUUUUCAAAUUGUGAGAUAUUUGUGUAAUUAAUCCUCAUUCAGACUGUUGAUCGGACCUUUUACCAGGCUGUGAGCAGCAAUGGACAGCGAGAUGUCUGAUAUGGAUCAGACUCCAACUGUGGAUAACUCCAUAGUGGAUGGAGAAAAUGCUCCUCUGUACUGCAUUUGUCGGAAGUCAGACAUAAACUGCUUCAUGAUUGGUUGUGACAAGUGCAAUGAGUGGUUCCAUGGUCACUGCAUAAAUGUGACCGAGAAGAUGGCCAAAGCUAUCAGGGAGUGGUACUGCCAACAAUGUCAGAAUAUGGAUCCAUCACUUGAAAUAAGGUAUCGAAAAAAGAACCGUGACAAAGAGGUUGAGUCAGAGAGAGCUGAAAAGCGAUCCAGCACUCCAGAGUAUAAGAUCGAUAAGCGCCGUGGGUCCAAAGUCAGUGUUUCUUCAGUUAACGUGAAACGUUCAGCUCGUAUGUGCGGGGAAUGCGAACCAUGCACUAGGACAGAGGAUUGUGGCCAAUGCGACUUCUGUAAAGACAUGAAGAAAUUCGGUGGCCCAAACAGGAUCCGUCAGAAAUGUCGUCUUAGGCAGUGUGUUGUCCGUGCUCGAAAAAUGCUGCGUAUUCGGGAUGAGGAGUUUUCUCUGCGUGAGAGGAAGGACAAUAUUACGCGCAGACGAUACUCCGAUGAUUAUGAUGAGAUGGAGCAUUAUGAGCGCUACAAGGACAGAAAUGCGUCGUGGGGCAGUGAAGAUGAGGAUGGACCACUUUACAGUCGUGUCCCACGGAAGAAAGCUAUAAAAGUCAAGCAUGUCAAGAGGAGAGACAAGAAAUUUGACAAAAAGAAAGAGUCUCGUCGCCACAAGCAGAAACAGAAGCACAGAGAUCGUUCCAGACACAGCGAGAGAGGAGACGGCAGAGAUGGAGGAGCCCAUCGUCAGUGCCUGGGGCCAAACUGCAUUGAGGCAGCACGUCCAAGCUCAAAAUACUGCUCUGAGGACUGUGGCAUGAAGCUGGCUACCAACCGUAUCUAUGAGAUCCUCCCCCAGCGUAUCCAGCAGUGGCAGCAGAGCCCCUGUAUUGCAGAAGAACAGGGCAAAAAACAGCUGGAGCGCAUCCGCAGGGAGCAGCAGGCCGCACGUAUGCGCCUAGCCGAGAUGGAGCGACGUUUCCACGAAUUAGAGGGCAUCAUUGCCAAGGCCAAGCAACAGGUGGUCCUACAGGAUGAGGAUGUGAAUGAAACAGACAGCGAGGACACAGACCUUCAGAUCUUCUGUGUGUCCUGCAGUCACCCCAUCAACCCCAAGGUGGCACUGAGGCAUAUGGAGAGAUGUUAUGCCAAGUACGAAAGCCAGACCUCUUUUGGUUCCAUUUUCCCAACAAGAAUAGAAGGGGCAACAAGACUCUUUUGUGAUGUAUACAACCCCCAGAGCAAAACGUACUGCAAAAGACUUCAGGUCUUGUGCCCAGAGCAUUCCAGAGACCCUAAGGUCCUAGCAGAUGAGGUGUGUGGAUGUCCACUAGUGCGUGAUGUGUUUGAGCCGACAGGAGAGUACUGCAGGGUCUCCAAACGCAAAUGUAACAAGCAUUACUGCUGGGAGAAGCUCAGACGAGCAGAGGUGGACCUGGAGCGGGUCCGAGUGUGGUACAAGCUGGACGAGUUGUUUGAACAAGAGCGCAAUGUGAGAACAGCGAUGACCAACAGAGCAGGACUGCUGGCUCUUAUGCUCCAUCAGACUAUCCAGCACGACGCACUGACCACUGACCUCCGCAGCGAUAAAGACAGAUGAAGAGUCAAAGCUCACCGGAAAAACAUUUUGUUUAUAUUUGUAGAAUUUUCAUAAUGUAUAUUUGUCACUAUUUGGAUAGUCAUUCAUAUUAAAAUGUUCUUCAUGUCUCCUUCAAUCUGCACUGAUUAUAUGUGUCCAAGCAGUUAUUGAAUUGUAAUAUAUUAGGGUUUUCUAUUUUGUGUAUACACAUAGUUAUGCUCGUUUCAAGUGACCCUGGACAGCAUUGGUACAUUAUGCAUUUAUCCAUUCGGUUUUGCAGUCCAAAUCCUUUUACAUUUUAGCUCUUCCAUUGAGAUCUCUUGAUUUUCUUAAUCUUUUGGAUGACUGAUUGGACUUUUUCUAAAACAACAAAAAACAUGGCUGAAAAUGUACCAUAGCUAGUAACUUUAGUCUUAGCCAAAAUUCCAUUUACUCGUUAUUCUUUCUAUGGGAAACCGAAUUAGUCUUUCUAAAACCAAAUUACAAAUUUGAGCUUUUAAUUCGCUCAGUGCAGGCAAUGGCGCCAGCAGAGACUAUUUAGCCCGAGAUGGACCACUUGUAUUAAAAUUAAUGGGAGAAAUUAGAACACCCAAUAUGGUGGAUGUAGAAAAGGAAGUCCCACCUUACAUGUAAAAGAGCCAAUCAUGUUUUAGAUGCAGCCUGACAAAUGUUUUUUAGCCUGAUAUGAGCUAAAGAAGCACACUUUAUGAUAUUGUCAGAUUUUACUGCUGAUUUGAAAUAUGUUAUUUGAUUGCCAUCUUGGAUGUCUGUCUUUACUCGGCUGUACUUUGACUCCAUUUGUAUCCAUAGCAAAGUCUCUUUCAAGGCAUGUAAUUCAACUCUGAAUCUUUGGAACGCCCCCUGGCAGCGAGUGUUCACAUGAGGCACUGGAAUGAUGCAAUCAAGACGGUGUACCUCAUCCUUAAACAGUACUGGGUAGAAACGGAUUACAUAUAAUCAUAUUACAAAAAUCUAGUACUUGUAAUUGGAAUCAAUUACAUUUGAAAAUACUGGUAAUCGGACUACAGUUACUUUUUAUAGAUUACAUGAUUACAUAUUGACAAGGCAAUGGCAGUAAAUUGUUA
Xyrauchen texanus (razorback sucker) is the source of this 2950-nucleotide messenger RNA. RefSeq names its product CXXC-type zinc finger protein 1-like. Gene Ontology annotation, molecular function: zinc ion binding; DNA binding. Gene Ontology annotation, cellular component: Set1C/COMPASS complex. The transcript is spliced from 14 exons. Lineage: Eukaryota; Metazoa; Chordata; Actinopteri; Cypriniformes; Catostomidae. The coding region runs from base 186 to 1886 and encodes 566 amino acids. The record is from RefSeq and is a predicted model, not a curated record. Gene Ontology annotation, biological process: positive regulation of DNA-templated transcription.